Molecule: messenger RNA, 1338 nt
Organism: Talaromyces stipitatus ATCC 10500
Lineage: Eukaryota; Fungi; Ascomycota; Eurotiomycetes; Eurotiales; Trichocomaceae
Product: N-carbamoyl-L-amino acid hydrolase, putative
Exons: 3
Coding region: 1-1338 (445 amino acids)
Molecular function (GO): hydrolase activity, acting on carbon-nitrogen (but not peptide) bonds, in linear amidines
Source: RefSeq, a predicted model, not a curated record
AUGACCACACAGUCCGUACAGCCCAUUGAAUUGGCGGAGGAUUCCGUGGGGCUAUCGGAAAAAUACGCAGGUCUCUCCAUCAAUGCCACGCGAUUGAUGAGCACUUUGGAUGCCUCUUGCUCAUGGGGCAACACGCCAGAUGGAGGCAUGAAUCGCCUCGCCUUAAACGACGAUGACAAGAAAGUCAGGGACUGGUUCGUCGAAGAGACGGGAAAAUAUGGUUGUCAUCACAAAAUUGACGAAAUGGGCAAUAUAUUCGCCAUUCGGCCGGGCCAGAACAAUAACCUAGCACCUAUCGGUCUGGGGUCGCACUUGGAUACUCAACCGAGGGGUGGAAGAUACGACGGUAUCUUGGGAGUGAUAUCGGCAAUCGAGGUUCUGAAGGUCCUUCACCAACAUGAUAUCACUACUUACGCACCGGUUGCCGUGGUGAAUUGGACAAAUGAAGAGGGAGCUCGGUUUCCACCAGCCAUGCUGUGUUCCGGGGUAUGGGGAGGUGCAUUCACCGCCGACUGGGCUCAUUCGAGAGUGGAUCAUGCAGGCGCCACACUGAAGGAUGAACUUCAAAGGAUUGGGUACCUUGGAACCGUCCCGUCUUCAUGCGAUGUUAACCCUCUUCUCGCCCAUUUCGAACUACAUAUUGAACAAGGCCCAAUCCUAGAUCGAGCGGAGCAGCCAGCCUCUGUAGUCAAGGGGGUGCAAAGUAUGCGCUGGUAUAAUAUACAAAUUACUGGACGAGAGGCCCAUACCGGAACGACACCUAUGGAGAGUAGAAGUGAUGCUCUUCUUGGAGCUGCCAAGAUGAUUGUUGCUACCAACAAGAUCGUUACUGAGGGUGCGAUCUUUGAACGUGGCGGUCGUGCGACGAUUGCAGUAAUCAAUUCAGCACCGCAAAGUAUUAACACUAUCGCCGGAAACGUCCAGCUGGGUUUGGAUAUUCGAGCUCCAGCAGACUCCGAUGUGGAAUUGAUUGAAUCACUUUGCAGGAAACAGUUUCAGAAAAUUAGUGACGAGCAUGGCCUCAAGGUGGCGAUUGACAAUUUUUGGGUUUCACCGGCUGUGAAUUUCGAUGCUACUAUGGUUCAAUGUGUCAGAGAUUCCUGCGGUUCGGUGGGUUGCGGCACCAUAGAGUUGGUGAGCGGAGCUGGACAUGACAGUGUUUAUACCAGCCAUAAAGUGCCCACUGCCAUGAUCUUCGUGAGAUGUCGCGAUGGGAUUAGUCACAAUCCUGCUGAAUAUUCGAAGCCGGAGGAUUGUGCGGUCGGUGCUCAAGUGCUUCUCGGCGCAUACCUGAGAUAUGAUGAUCUUAUAAGACGGUCUACUGAAGCCAAGAUAUGA